UUUGCCAAAAUAAUAAUGGCAAAUCAGGGAACUCUUCAAGGAACCUUUAUUUUCAAGGUUGACAAAUUUAUCUGAUUAUGUCAUUCGCACUAAUAUAAUAACAUAAUUAAAUUACUUCUGCUUUUUUGAAUUUCAACAUUUUCCCCAGCAAACUGAAUAAAUCGUAACGCUGCUUUGGAAUAUUAUGGUGCAUUGCAUCACAUUGAAUGAACAUAUCACUCUCAAGAUGACAAUAGGUUUGAAGAGAAUAUAAGAUUGAGACAGCUGUAGGGACACUGUGAACAUACAUUGUCAGUUUCAGACAGUAGCAAGGACAAUGAUAAAUAGAUCAGACUCAUACGAUAGCAACAGCAUUGUAGAAAUCAGUCUGAAACUGCAGCAGGGACACCGAGUGAAUACAUUAGCCCAAGACUGCACCAAGGACGUUGAAUGAAUCUAUCAACCUCAGAUUCAGCAAGGCAAAUGACUGAUUGUAUCAGCUUCAGACUACAGUAGGGAUACUGCAUCAAUCAACCUGAUAUUGCAGAAGGGACACUGUACAGACCACCCUCAGACUCUAACAGGGACAUUAUGGCUGAACAUUGAACUAUAAAAGGGGAAACAGAUCACACAAAGACUAUGUCCCAGACAGGAAGUGACUCAAUCACUCCAGACAGGGAGCAAGUCUAUAACUGUGUCAGGGACAGGAUAUGUCCUCUCACUCAGACUAUGGACAGGAAAGGGGUAGCAAGAACUGCAGCUGCUGGAGUCAGACACAUCACAGUGUGCAGCUGGAGGAAAAGAAGGGUCCUGACCUGAAAUGUCAACAUUCCUGCUCCUCUAAUGCUGCCUGGACAGGAAAGGGGUCUCUUGUUCUGUAUUGAGGUCUCCCACUUGUACUGGACAAGUGGUGUCACAUUCUACUGUGAACACUAUUGUGAACAAGUUGAGUGCCUCUCACUCACACUCUUUUCAAAAAAGGUGUCUCUCACUUAUGAGCAGUGCACAAGGGCCCCUCACCGUUCUGAACUGGGAGUGAAUGCAACUCAUUGUUAAGAUAAGGCAAUGUGUGAGAGCGUUCCUCCCUGUUCUGGACGGUAAGAAAGCGUGACAGUCCCUUGCUGACCUACACAGGGAAUGAGUGUGAAGGUCCUGCAUUGUCCUGGACAAGGAGUGAGUGUGAGGGACCCUCGCUGUCCUGGACAGGGGGUGAAUCUGAGGGACCCUUGCUGUCCUGGACAGGGAGUGAGUGUGCAGGACCCUUCCUGAGUGUGUGUUCCUUGCUGUCCUGAACGGUGAGAAAGCGGCAGGGUCCAUUGCUGUCCUGGACAGGGAGUGAGUAUAAGGGUUCCUCACUGUUCUGGACAGGAAGUGGGAGGGGAGGGUCCCUCCCUGUUCUGGGCAGAAUGUGUGUGUGUGUUCCUCACUGUCCUGAAUGGUGAGUGUGAGGGUCCCUCGUUGUCCUGGUCAGGCAGUGAGUGAGUGUAUUCCUCCAUCUUCUGGAUAGGCAGUGAUGAUGAGUGUCCCCCCACUCUCCUGAAUGAGGUGGGGAAAGAGGGUGACAGUGUGUCUUGCAUUCUCCUGCUCACGGUGAGGGUCUCCCGCUGUUUUGGAGAUGGAGUGAGUGUGAAUGUUCCUCCCUGUUCUGUACAGGGAAUGAUGAUGUGUCCUCCCCUACUCUCUUGGUCAGAGAGCGCGAGUGAGUGAUGGAGAGUGAGGGUCCUGCCCCUCUGUUGCACAGGGAGUAUGUGUACGUGGCCCUCAUGGUGAUUUCUGAAGAAGGGUCUAGGCCCGAAACGUCAGCCUUCCUGCUCCUCUGAUGCUGCUUGGCCUGCAGUGUUCAUCCAGCUGUACACCUUGUUACCUCAUGGAGGAUGGAUGGUCAUUGAGGAGAGUCACUUCCUCCCACGUGGUCGGUGCGUGCGGGUGACGCUGGGAGAGGGCGGCGCCUGCGCGAUGCCGGGGCCUGGCGGUGUGGGGGAGGGGGGUGUGUGUGGGGAUGGGGGAAGGGAAGGGAAGGGACGGGGGGGACACGGGGGAAAAAAAACAAACCGGGAGGGCAGGGAGAGGGAGGGUCCGGGCUAGAACCAGCACAGACACCGCUGAAUGAAUGAUACCCAUUAACAAUAAAAGAAAAGACACUGAACUAAAGCGGCCGGCCCGCAGUAUCCGAGCCGCGCCCGGGCUCCCAGCUUCUUGCGAGGGGAGAUCGGCCGCCGAAGGAAAGCAGCCGCCCGCCGGGCACGGACCGAGCCCCCGCUAGGUCCGGGCGGCAGCCGGCUGGCCCCCCGGCAGGUCAUGACCAUGAAGCCGGGUUUACUGAAGCAGCCGGGCGGGGUGGCGCAGACCGAGAAGCGGGCGGCGGCGGCGGAUUACUCUGCGGCGGCGACCAAGGAGCUCGGCGGCGAAGCGGGAGGAGAGGCGCUCGGCUGCGACGGGGAUACACCUCCUCCCAAAGGCGGCCGAGGCAGGAUGAACGGCGGCGACACUAAAGCGGUCAAAGGGAGCCGAGGGGCUGGAGCGGGGGUGGCCUGGGGCCGAGGAGGUACAGCCUUGGUCCCCGCCGGAGACAGUGUGGGCCGCGGCGGCGGAGGAGGAGGAGGUGGUGGUAGUGGGGGGCCCGGCGAUGGCACCGCGCCUUUGCCCGGCCUGGAGGCCUUGCAUUGGGGCAAAGUGAAGAAACAACAGCAGCAGAUCCAGCAGCCGCCAUCGUCUCAGCCUCAAGGCCCGGGCCCCACACAGAGCGCCCGCCUCAAACAGAUCGUCCUCCUGCAACUCGACCUGAUCGAGCAGCAACAACAGCAGCUCCAACUGAAGGAGAGGGAGAUCGACGAGCUGAAGGCCGAGAAAGAGACGCUUCUGGCUCGUCUUGAGCGCAUGGAAAGGAGGAUGCAGCUGGUGAAAAAAGAGAAUGAAAAGGACAAGCACCGAUUUGUUCAAACUGUGGAUGAGACAGAAGAGAAGAAUGCAACAGAAGUGGAGAAGAUCCAGCCAGAGCAUCAACAGAUUACCCCUGAACAAUCGCUUGUUCAGGCACAGGGCAAUCGAACGGAAACUUAUUCUGGGAAGGGAUACAAAAGGAAAUCUACACUAGGAACAACAGAAAGAAAAGCACCAGUGAAGAAGCUUGCAGCUGAAUUUUCAAGAGUUCGGACAAAACUGGUCAAAUCUUCUCCGCUGCGACAGGUGUCGAGCAGCCCCUUGCCCGACAAAGUUUCAAAGCGAGAACUGCGAAGUAAAGAAACUCCAGAGAAAUCCAAAUCUCAGACUGAGGGUGUCUACAAACCUUCAACCAUAUUAAAGACUCCAGGUCUACCCACCAGCAAAGAUCAGUCUAUUUCUAAUGACAUAGAAGAGGAGCCAUACCUCUGCACCACUGAGAUGUACCUGUGUCGGUGGCAUCACCGGCCACCCUCUCCUCUACGAGAACCUUCACCAAAGAAGGAAGAAACUGUAGCAAUUCCAUCCUGGAAGGAACACUCGGCGGAACCCCUCGUAGACCUGCAACCUGAUGAAAUCAUUGAGAACUUAGACGACUGUGUGUUUGCGAAACGACAUGCAAAACUGGAGCUUGAUGAGAAAAGAAGGAAAAGGUGGGACAUUCAGAGGAUCAGGGAACAAAGGCUGCUACAACGUUUGCAACUGCGCAUGUAUAAAAAGAAAGGAAUUCAGGAAUCGGAGCCAGAAAUCCUGUCCUUUUUCCCUGAACCUGAUGAUGUGGAAUCGCUGGUAAUCACCCCAUUUCUACCGGUGGUGGCUUUUGGGAGACCUCUACCUAAGUUAUCACAACAGAACUUUGAGUUACCAUGGUUGGAUGAACGCAGCAGAUGCAGGAUAGACAUACAGAAGAAACAGACGCCACAUCGAACAUGCCGCAAAUAGAUGCUUUGGACAAACUUUGACUUGUAUACUGCCGAGUUGCAAACUGUACUGCAAGCCAGCACUUAGGAUGCCAACCGGCAGAGAGCUCUGUGGGUUUUCUUAAGGACCACACACCUGAUUGAUCUCAUUCAGUGUUUAUAUUGAUGUUUAUAAUUGAUCGUCACUGUAUCAAUAACUGAAUAGUCUCGUCUCUUGCCUUUAUACUUUCACUUCUCUUACUGAAGUGAAAUCAGUUAUUUUUCCUGUAUUUGUCUGUUGAAUUCAGACAGAGUUCUGGUCUGAUUUAGUUCAUUCUGCAAAUUUAACCGUGUACAGAAAGAUUUGAGAUCUUGUACAGCAAUCUUGCACCUUUUUUAAAAAAAAGUUUGUGUUAUGUAAAAAAAAAAAUGUUGCAAGCAGCUCUACUUCCUCAGAAUUGGUUAUUUGUGUUUCUUUUUCAGAUAAUACCUGCCCUCACAAGUUGAUUAAACCAACGCAUUAAAGAGACGGUAUCCCUUUUGUCAGUUCUCUGAACCCAUUGUUCAGACCUGAAAAUUGCCAACGUUCCUUGUAGCCUGGGAGAGUGUUGGCUAAUUCACUGUGACAGGCCACUGUUCCUUCCUGGGACUUGGGUUAGAAACUGAGUUAAGCAGAAGAUGUAAAUGUCUUUGUUCUCACAGUGGGUGGUGUGCUGCCCUUUCGCUUGGAACCCAUGGUGAGUUUCAGCCCAGCAAGACAGAAAACAGAGGGCCUUUCGGCUGACAGAGGAAUAGUACAGACUACAGAAAACUGGGUCUUUUUCACUACUAGGAUCUAUUCGAGUCUAGCCGAACCCCAGGGGAAUUUUCAAAGUGAAAUUUAAUUUUAAAUGGCUCAGAAUCCAGUAGAUGUAAAAUCAUGAUACAAACCUCAAGCAACAGCAAUAAGAAAGGGAGAGUGGGGAUCAAUAGACUGUAUUGCUCAAAAGGAGGAAUGGACAUUUCCAAUGGUAGUGGCUUUAUCUGAGAGCCUGAAAUUUUAUUGAAGGAGGAAAUGCUUUGAAUUAUUGAGAUUCCUGCUGUGCCCAACCUGUGGUUGAUGCAUCAUCACUGGAUGCUUAAUGAGAUUUUUUUUUUCUCAUGAGCACAAUCACCAAGGGCACAUUAUGAACACACAAAUCCUGAAAGGUAGUGUUUAGGUGAGCCUUCCAGGAAAAUUUCCGUGUAGUUCAAGGCUUAUUUUAAAUGAGCCUCCAGUUUAAAUGUUGUAACUUAUGUUUUGGUGGAUGCAAAAAUAAACAUGGCAGGUAACUUCUGUACUCCUGUUACGUUCCUCGA
Molecule: messenger RNA, 5156 nt
Organism: Rhincodon typus (whale shark)
Lineage: Eukaryota; Metazoa; Chordata; Chondrichthyes; Orectolobiformes; Rhincodontidae
Gene: msl1a
Product: MSL complex subunit 1a
Exons: 8
Coding region: 2278-3861 (527 amino acids)
Cellular component (GO): MSL complex
Source: RefSeq, a predicted model, not a curated record